Tachysurus vachellii is the source of this 1997-nucleotide messenger RNA. It is a transcript of the gene zswim2, whose product is annotated as zinc finger, SWIM-type containing 2. Gene Ontology annotation, molecular function: zinc ion binding; ubiquitin protein ligase activity. Bases 211 to 1923 code for a protein of 570 amino acids. The record is from RefSeq and is a predicted model, not a curated record. NCBI's taxonomy places the organism in Eukaryota, Metazoa, Chordata, Actinopteri, Siluriformes, Bagridae. The transcript has 10 exons.
UAGACGGUGCGCAUAUCAACGAGGACGUAAUGACUAACGUAGUGCCCUUGUGUUCGUUUGGCGUCGAGUUGGGAUACAGCGUAAAAAGUACUGUUGUGGUAACUGUAGAUGUACAGUACAGAGGUAGUCUAGCUUGUUAGCAUGUUUUAGGUCGUCAGAGCUCAACUAACUAACCAACUAACUAACUAACUAACUAGCUAGAAAAAGGUAAUGUUUCGAAAAACAGUUUGGAGAAAAUCAGCCAGCGAAGCUGUAAAUUGGCACCAAGACGAGUCCCUCAACACGACCAUUUUAAUCCUGAGAGAAUUUGGACCGACUGGGUUCCUUCUCAAAGAGGACACAGAACCCAAAAACUACAAAGUGUUCUUAGGUGAUCCUCAUACCUGCACUUGUGGAACGUUCCAGAAAGAGAAGGACCUCUGCAAACACAUUUGCUGGGUUUUGAUGCGCAAAUUUAGGCUACCAAGAGAUCAUGAAUAUUGUUUCCAGCUAGGUCUGGUAGAGCGACAGAUAAUGGAGGUGUUACAGCAUCCGUACAGGGUGGCCAUCACUCCAUCAGCCCCUGCACAGCUUCAAUCUAGUAAGGAAGACGAUGGUACAAUUAAGCAGAAAAGUAUUAGGGAUGAUGAUAUCUGUCCCAUCUGUCAAGAAGAAAUGCUUAGGAAAAGACUUCCAGUGGCACAUUGCAGGUUUGGGUGCGGAAACAACGUUCACAUCUCCUGCAUGAAAGUGUGGGCUGACUAUCAGAAGGGGUCAGAGACAGACGGCAUGGUGAAGUGUCCACUGUGCAGGGAGAAUUUCAGCACCAUGAAGAUGUUGCUGGAGCUGGUGAAAAAUGCAGGACAGUUUUGCACCUCGUCAGAGAGAGAGCGUCUGGAGAAACACCUGGGGAUCCCGUGUAACAACUGCAGAGUCUGUCCUGUUGUUGGAAAAUGUUUUAAGUGCACUGUGUGCAGUUAUUACCACUUGUGUGAGGAUUGCUUUAAGACAAGUUGUCAUCCUCAACACAGCUUUGCUGUGAGAACGAAAAGAAACCAGUCAUGGCAACUAAUGACGGAGAGCAAGAAAAGCUUAACUGACGAUCAAGAGAUGUACCCUAACACUGAAACUGGUGUCAUAUCAGACGUGGCUCCAGGGUACGUUUUAAGGAUUUUCCCAUUAACAAAGGUUCACCCAAGUUCUCGACUUCUGGAAAAGGGAAUACAGUGUCGACUUUGCCUUGAGAGCUUCCAUGUUGGUCAGCAGAUUAAAACUCUUCCCUGUCGACACAAGUUUCAUUUUGACUGUAUCAAGACGUGGUUACAAGAGUCCAUCUGCUGCCCGGUGGACUGGCAUGUCAUCUACAACCCUCUCACAUGGAGUGGUAAUGACAAGAAGGCAAUUUGUACAGCACCUCAUACACUCGGUGCCAAGAUCGACCUUAUCCAUCAACAGAAGACAGAGUUGUUUGUACCUGGUAUUAGCUUGCAGAGCAAAGAAAGAUCUGAUGUACUUAAAGCAGCUCCUAAACCUCCUGAUUCACUUGAAUUUAUCGUCAAGAACACGCUCUGCAUCGACAGCCCACAGGGUGCAACGGGAUCCCAAUCCAGUUCUCUGCAGAGGAAUUUAUCUUUGGAACAAGCUCCAGUCUUGGCUUCUAAAAAGAGGAUAAGUGUAAAGACAUCCCGUUCAAGCUUGUCCUUGUCUCCUGUGGUUAAGAGGUUGGAAGGGUCUAUGGGAACCCAACAGAGCUUGUUUACGGGUUUCAGUAAUCAUGACAAUAAAGCCCAACGCAAGUUAAACUCUGUUCGUGGGAGUAGCAGACCGUUGGGGUUGAAGGUUGAUGGUGUGAGUGUACGAGCAUGGUCGAGCAGCGGAAAUCAAAGCAAUCUGGAAUUGCGGCCAACAAGUUUACCUAUCAGUGGUAAACAAGAAAGGAACUAAUCAUGUUUUUUUCCUUUCUUUUACAUUAAACAUUCCAGCGGUUUUAAACAUCUGAAAUGCAGCUUUUAAAUACA